AGAUCCGCCCAACAAGAUGUAACAUAUUUAUACUUAGUUAUUUGUUGAGUCGUGGCUAGGUAGAAGUCUCCUAACUCUAUCCUAAUCUAGUCUUGUAUAAGUUACUCCCUGCAAUGAAGUAAUUUAUUUGUAACAAAAAUAAAUAAUAAAAUAAUAAACUUUUACGUUUUAGCAAUGCGUACACAACAACUUUUUCCGAUCACCCUUUAUAGACCACAAGUAUAGAGCAGACACUUUUUCGUAUUCGAUACUUUUUCGCACCGAGACCUUCACGGCCGCCGGAAACGCUCAUUCGGCGUCGGAACGGUGUCGAGAAUGGCGUGUGAUUCGAGCUGUUAUACGUCGCAUUGAAGGAGCGCGAAAAGGUCGAUUGCUCUGGUGUCUUGCAUAGGUCGCGAUGACAUCAAUGAGAGUAUUGGGACCCCCACGCUUCGCUCAGGUGGAAUGGUGUUUAGCCGGUUCAUCGUCGCCGUUACGCGCCGUUGAACGGUUGAUUCCACGAUCCAACCUCCGACCCGCAAGAAUCUCGUCGAUUUCCUGUUAUGCAACCUCCACUGUGCUCGCUGCGCCUCUUGUAGGAAUGAUCAGCCCGCUGUUGUGGAGCCUUGGGUGUUAGUGAUUGGUCUGAGUAGUGGAUGGGGUUGUGUUCAACGCAAGUUGAGAUCGGUGGAAACGUAACAGUGCGGUGUGCAACCGGCGCAUUUGUGCCGCGAGGUGGACGAUUUCUGACGUUGGAGCCUUCUUCUGGUGGAGUCAUCAACAGUGGUGAUUGAUCAGUUUGCACCUAGCGGAAGAGGUGCGAGAGGUGUAAAUUGGACGUCUGGUGAGAAAUUUUCCUGCAACAGAAGGUUGAGUUCAUUGAUCGAGCGGUGGGUAAUGAGCACAUUGGAUUCGAACACAUGGAAGAUUUCAUACAACAACGCCAAUCAUUGCGGCAUGAUGGAGCUUGCCAACACGCCCACUCGACCCCCAUGGCGACCAGCGGCGUCCAGUAUCACGGCGGCCAAAGAAAACAAUGUUCCCGUGCCUCAAAGAAACGACCUCGGCUCAAAGCCCAAAUCAGAAGACCUGGCAAUACCCCCUCAGUAUAUGAGCGUCACGGAUCUUCUGGCCGCCAUGCCCACUCGACAGAGGCUGCCAAAAGCGCAGACUUCGCUCAACAGCUAUGCGCUUCACGUAGAUCCUCGACAUGCAACAAGUCUCAAGUCUCUAUGCGCGGCCGGCCAAGACACAGUGCGGCAAGGCCUUGAACCAGCUGACCUCAACAAACUGACAAAUACGCAUGAUGCAUCGCCGAAGGCAGAUAAGGAUGAAUUGGCGCCAACUUCCAAAGAGAGCACUCAGCUGCAUUCUACAGGCUCAGGUCAUCCUUCGCCUCCAUUCGGCGCAAGGUCUCUCCAUCCCUCGUCACCAGGAUCACAAGCGUCAUCACGAGCACCAUUAGAAGCAGGAUCUAAUCGGCACCACGCCGGAACCCGCAUUUCAGCAAAUACGUCGCCUGCGUUCCCAAGAACGCGGCCGCAAUCCCCUCCGAUACGCACCGCUGGUGGCCGUACCUCUGACAGACGUGCUUCUUUUCCGUCCAGUGCGAGGUCAGUAGCGGUCUGCUCUGGCCAGAACCCUUCAAAUUCCGGAUCCACUCGAACUUCGCGCGGGUCCCGUACUGUAGCCACAAGCAGGACCAUGAACACAAACACAAACACAGGCACCAGCUCCAGACCCGUCUCAACAAGACACAGCUCGAUGUCUCCGUCUACCAAAGACGCAAGAUCAUCGUCCAAAUUCGACACUUUUACCGGCAGUGCCCGGCAGUCCACACUCGACACACAUAGAAACAAGGAUUUUCCUUCAAGAGGCACAUUACAAGCAACCUCCACGCCGCUGACAGGGCGAUCAUCCAGGUGUGUGAGCGGCACCUCAACGCCGAGCCAGAGAUCGGGAGGAGGCACUCCAAUUGCGUCUGGGCGCUGCAGCCCUCCAACUCCACCCAGCACCUCCUUUCCAUCCAAAUCUCUUGCCAUCUAAUCUUCUGUAUAUCUAUCUAUCUAUCUAUAUUGAGAGAGAGAUGUAUGUUAAUAUAUAUAUAUAUAUAUAUAUAUACUUUUUCUUCUCACAAAACUUGAUCAUGACAAACUGGAAUUCGGCAUGUAUCUAGACAUAAAAAAAAUUGCAAACCAUUGUAGACCACAAAUUUUGCCCUCGAAAAACAAACUUUAUUGCACUGAAAUUGAAACACAUGCAGUGAUUCUGUA
Physcomitrium patens is the source of this 2252-nucleotide messenger RNA. RefSeq lists its product as uncharacterized. NCBI's taxonomy places the organism in Eukaryota, Viridiplantae, Streptophyta, Bryopsida, Funariales, Funariaceae. The record is from RefSeq and is a predicted model, not a curated record.